Messenger RNA from Pogona vitticeps (central bearded dragon), 1587 nucleotides. Lineage: Eukaryota; Metazoa; Chordata; Lepidosauria; Squamata; Agamidae. The record is from RefSeq and is a predicted model, not a curated record.
CAGGAUCGGGACCGGGACCCCCGGGGCCAUGGCCGAGGUGGGCGGCUUCCUGGGCUCGCUGGAUCUGGAUUUGCACGGAUUCUCCUCGUCUCUUGGGAACGCGGCGCUGGCCGACUCGCCGGGCGUCCUGAACGAGCGCCUGGGCCAGAUCGAAGGGCGCCUCCAGAGGGGCUCGCCCACCGACUUCGCCCACCUCAAGGGCAUCCUCCGCCGGCGGCAGCUCUACUGCAGGACCGGCUUCCACCUGGAGAUCUUCCCCAACGGGACGGUGCACGGCACCCGCCAGGAUCAUAUAUAUAAAGGAAUCCUGGAGUUCAUUAUCUUGGCCGUAGGGCUCGUCAGCAUCCGCGGGGUGGAUUCUGGACUUUACCUCGGCAUGAAUGAGAGAGGAGAGCUGUAUGGAUCAAAGAAGCUCACAAGAGAGUGUGUCUUCCGAGAGCAGUUUGAAGAAAACUGGUACAACACCUAUGCUUCCACUCUGUACAAACACUCGGACUCCGAGCGACAGUAUUACGUGGCUUUGAACAGGGAUGGCUCCCCUCGGGAAGGAUAUAGGACUAAAAGACACCAAAAAUUCACUCAUUUUUUACCAAGGCCUGCAGAGCCAGCUAAAACACCAGCACCAUACAGAGAUCUCCUGCACUACAGGUGAUGCUGUCGGAAGAUCAAGCAGCCAGUGUAUAUAUUCUUGGGUUGGCAAGGGUUUUUUUCCCCUCCCUCCCUCCCUCUCUCUCUUUCUCUUCCUCCUCUGGAACACUGUAUUACAUAGUCAUUCCAGCCUUCCUAUCAAAUCGAGAUAACAGACAGAAGGGCACCUAAGAGGAUUUUCCUUCAAAGCAUGUGUCAAGGUUGUGUUUACUCCUGUGAGAUGGGAUGGAAAAGGUGAGCCUCGAUCCCAAGCCAUCAUCGUGGGCUUCUUCCGAGGUUUUCUCUACCUGGUGGGCUAGGAAAAAUCCAAACGAUGACACAUGGAGAGGAAACGGUUUCGGAGAUGACAACCACCAGCAGCGCUGAUUCUCAUCUACACAACUGAGACCGACCGCAAGGCAGAGGACCGUAGAAAUGACUUGCGUACCGGUUGGCAAACCUGGAGUUGUGGUUACUUAUUAAGGGAGGGCUUUCCGAUAAUAUGGUUCUCCUAUUGGCUACUUGGGUUUUCAUCUGGUGGCCCUAAUGGACUCACGAGAUGUUUCUCGGACAAGAAGCCUUGACCAGUUUCUUGAGCUCACAGACUUCCGUGGUGGGAACAAGGACCGGAGAGCCGAAAUGAUCCAAGCCAAAUAACACAUUUUCCAACCCCAGGUCCUGAGAAGGAGGGAGUGUGUGCAGGCAUGUGCAUGCAUGGCAUACCUGUGAGUGUGUGCGUGCAUGCAUGCAUGAGUGUGUUUCCUGCUAUAGGGAGCUUAAGAGCAGAAAGGAACGGGGUCAGGGAGCUAACCUUUUAAAGAUGUAAACAUGAUAACUGUUCAUAAGGAGAAAUCUAUUUAUAAAGUGUAUAUGAUAUUUAUUUUAUAUAUUUAUUUAUUUCAAAAUUCUAUUUUAUUUUUUAAAAAGAGAGAUAUUAUGGCCCAAGUUACUGGAAUAGGA